This is a messenger RNA of Malassezia japonica, 4005 nucleotides long. RefSeq lists its product as uncharacterized. Gene Ontology annotation, biological process: transmembrane transport. Gene Ontology annotation, molecular function: transmembrane transporter activity. The coding region runs from base 1 to 4005 and encodes 1334 amino acids. Gene Ontology annotation, cellular component: plasma membrane. The record is from RefSeq and is a predicted model, not a curated record. The transcript has 7 exons. NCBI's taxonomy places the organism in Eukaryota, Fungi, Basidiomycota, Malasseziomycetes, Malasseziales, Malasseziaceae.
AUGCUCUCCGAGGCGCUCGAGCAGUGGGAAAACAGCGAUGUGGCGCGCGCAAAGUUGUAUGAUUCGCGUCUCGAGGCGACGUUUGAAGACGGCAAGGAGGAAGAGGAAGAGCAGCAGGACGACCUCGAAAAGACGAGCACCAUCCACUCGCUGCCGCCCAAGCCCGUGGACAAGAAACGUGGGGGGCAGGGGCCGGAGCGCGACCCAUUCCUUGUGACUUGGGAAUCGACCAACUCGGAGAAAGAAAACCCACGAACGUGGUCAUACUGGUACAAGGUGCGCGUACUGGCCUUGUAUGCCAUCUUUGGCGGGGUGGGCCCGUGGGUUAGUUCCAUGGUAUCCUCCGCCUCGAAUAUUAUUGGCGAGGAGCUACACUUUAAAAGUAGCACCGAGCAAAAUUUGAUGAUUGCCAUCUUCCUCUUGGCCUUUGUCUUUGGGCCGCUAAUCGCAGCCCCGAUCAGCGAAGCGGUGGGGCGCCGCCUCGUCGUGCUCGUAUGCAAUGUGCUUUUUAUUGUCUUUAAUAUUUCGUGUGCCGUUUCCCAGACAUCGACGCAGAUGAUUGUCCUGCGUUUCUUUACGGGAUUCUUUGGCGGUGCCAUGAUUCCUAUUGGCGGCGGGUGCGUCACAGAUCUGUUCGAGCCGCACCAGCGUGGCCAGACGAUGGCCAUGUACUCGAUCAUGCCCGUGCUGGGACCGUGCCUUGCGCCGGUCGUCAGCGGCUGGAUUAUCCAGGGGUGGGGCGAAGACAGGUGGCGCUGGAUCUUUUGGACGUCGACGUUUUUUGCGGUCGCUGUCCAGGUCACCGGCAUGCUGUUUACGCGCGAGUCAUAUGCGCCUGUCCUGCUCAAGGUCAAGGCAACCAGGCUCCGCAAAGAUACCGGCGACCAACGUUACCACACCAUCUUUGAAAAGAAAAGCGAGUCGCUGAGCGAAAAGGCACAGCGUAUCCUGUUGCGCCCAGUCAUUUUCAUUACCACCGAGCCGGUCGUGCUCUUUCCGGGGCUGUACAUGUCGAUCGUUUAUGGCUGCUUUUACCUGCUGAUCGCUGCGCUUCCGCGCGUCUUUCAGGGAAAAUACCAAUUUCCGGUCGGCAUUGCCUCGAUGCACAACCUCGCGCUAGGCGUCGGGCUGAUCAUCUGCGGCCAGAUCGAGGGAUACAUUAUCGACGUCUUGUACCGAAAGAUGUGCAAGUGGAAAGGAAAUGCGCGCCCAGAAUACAAGCUGCCGAUGCUCAUGGUCCUCGUAUUUGUCACGCCUUCUGGCCUGCUGCUGUUUGGAUGGACCGCCUUCUACCACAAGAUCUGGAUUGCGCCUGAUAUUGGUCUAGCGAUGGUAGGCGCGGCACUCGUCGGUACCACGCUCCAGGUGCAGAUGUACAUGGCCGACCUGAUGGGUAUUUACUCUGCGUCGGCGAUCAGCGCGACUCUCGCGCUCCAGGCACUAGGUGGUGCAGAUAAUCCUGCGACGCCGCACGAAUACCCCCCCACCCACUCCAAGGAGCGGCGGUCGUCCUUCUCGAGCCUGCUGCAUGCGCCGUCGUACGUCACCGAGGCGCUAGAGCAGUGGCAAGAUAAAGAUGCCGCAAGGGGUGCGCUGUACGAGUCCCGGCUGGAGGCUACCUUUGAGGAUGACGACAGCGAUGAGCAAGAGCUUGAAGAGGACCAGGACCUCGAGCGGAAAAGCACGAGAACUUCGGUGCUGCCAAAACCGGUAGAUAAGAAGAAAGGCGGCGAAGGCCCCGAGCGCGACCCCUUCUUGGUGACCUGGGAAUCGACCAACUCAGAGCACGAGAACCCACGGACCUGGACGUACUGGUACAAGUUGCGCGUCCUGGCGUUUUUUGCGACCUUUUCUGGUGUGGGUCCCUGGGCCAGUUCGAUGGCCUCGCCGGCGUCCGACGCUCUGCACGUAUACCUUGGCUUUGAUACGAGCGUCGAGCGUAGCCUGGUCAUUGGCAUCUUUUUGCUGGCAUUUGCCAUCGGUCCCCUCAUCUCCGGUCCGAUUAGCGAGACGAUCGGGCGCCGGCUGGUCGUGUUGGUGUGCAAUGCAAUCUUUAUCAUAUUCAACAUCGGAUGCGCCGUUGCAAAGACACCCGCACAAAUGAUUGUCCUCCGCUUUUUCGCUGGCUUUUUUAGCGGUGCCAUGAUUCCCAUGGGCGGCGGCUCGAUUACCGACAUGUUUGAGCCGCAUCAGCGUGGCAUGGCCAUGUCGCUAUACUCGAUGGUGCCUGUCCUGGGCCCCUGUCUCGGCCCGGUGGUCAGCGGCUGGAUCAUCCAAGGAUGGGGCGAGGACAAGUGGCCCUGGAUCUUUUGGACGUCGACGAUGGCUGCCGGUCUUAUCGAGAUCGUCGGCCUCAUCUUUACGCGCGAGUCCUAUGCCCCGGUCCUGCUCAAAUCCAAGGCCCGCAAGCUCCGCAAAGAGACCGGCGACACGCGCUACCACACAAUGUUUGAGAAAAAGACCGAGACGCUGAGCGAAAAAAUACAGCGCAUUUUGCUGCGUCCCGUCAUCUUUCUCACGACAGAGCUGUCCGUGCUGCUCCCGGCGAUAUACCUCUCGAUUAUUUACGGAUGCUUCUACCUGCUGAUUGCUUCACUGCCGCGCGUCUUUCAAGGCAUAUACCAAUACCCGACCGGUAUCGCGUCGCUGCACAAUCUCGCCCUGGGCGUAGGCCUAAUUGUCUUUGGCCAGGUCGAAGGCUUCAUGAUCGACUUUACCUACAAAAAGAUGUGCAAGAAACACGGUAAUGCACGUCCGGAGUACAAGCUGCCGAUGCUCAUGGUGACCGUCUUUAUUUCGCCCUGCGCGCUCAUCCUCUUUGGCUGGACAGCAUACUACAAACAGCCAUGGAUCGCGCCGGAUAUCGGCCUCGUCAUGAUGGGCACCUCGGUCAUUGCGACCAUCCUCCAGGUACAAAUGUACAUGGCGGACUUAAUGGGCAUCUACGCCGCCUCGGCCAUCAGCGCUACGCUCUCGAUGCGCUCGCUGUUUGGCUUUGCAUUCUGUCUCAUUAACGAGCCGCUCUAUUCGACACUCGAUGUGAACUGGGGCACGUCGCUCUUGGCGCUGAUCUGCGUCAUUUUUGGCAUCCCCUCGCCUUUUCUUCUGUACAAGUACGGCCCUUAUCUCCGCGCCCGGAGCAAGUACUGCAUUAAGGACGAACCUCCACUUGCCGUGUACCUAGGAUAUGAAAAGCCCGAGUUCUUCAAGCUGCAAUGGCUUGCGGAGCAUGUGCUGGGUGUCGCAUUCGACCGUCCUCCGGUGAACGCCUUCAAUGUUGCGAUGUGGACCGAAAUGCACCACAUCUUCCGCCGCAUUCGCAUGGACACGGACGUGCGCGCGGUCGUGUUAUACUCGGACGGCAAGUGCUUUACCGCGGGUCUCGAUCUGAGCGACAGCGUGCUAAGCGACGCGAUGGAAAAGGGAGACGCCGCGCGUGUCGGCAUCGUGCUCCGCGAGCUAAUCGAGCGCUUCCAGCAGUCGAUUUCGUCGAUUGAGGAGUGCGAGCGCCCGGUGAUCGGCGUGCCGCACGGCCACUGCAUCGGCCUCGCGAUCGAUAUCCUCGCGGCGGCCGAUAUCCGCUACGCGGUCAAGGACGCGAGCUUCUCGAUCCGCGAGGCGGCCGUCGGCCUCGCCGCCGACAUUGGCACCCUGCAGCGCUUCCCCAAGAUUGUUGGAAACGACUCGUGGGUGCGCGAGCUGGCAUACACCGCGCGCUUCUUCCCCGCGACCGAGGCCUACCAGAUGGGCUUUGUAAGCAAGGUGCUCGACACCAAGGAGGCCGCGAUGAAGUCCGCCAUUGCCACCGCCUCGUCCAUCGCGCAGGUGUCCCCGGUGGCGGUGAACGGCACGAAGCAGUCGCUCAUCUACUCGCGCGACCACGGCGUCGGCGAGGGACUGCAGUUUAUGCAGUACCUCAACGCCGCCGCGCUCCAGACCGAGGACCUCGGCGUGUCGAUGCAGGCGGCCAUGACCAAGAGCAAGCCGAAGUUUUCCAAGUUGUAG